This is a messenger RNA of Chelonus insularis, 2920 nucleotides long. RefSeq names its product ubiquinone biosynthesis protein COQ9, mitochondrial-like (gene Coq9). The record is from RefSeq and is a predicted model, not a curated record. The transcript has 5 exons. Gene Ontology annotation, biological process: ubiquinone biosynthetic process. Gene Ontology annotation, cellular component: mitochondrial inner membrane. Gene Ontology annotation, molecular function: lipid binding. NCBI's taxonomy places the organism in Eukaryota, Metazoa, Arthropoda, Insecta, Hymenoptera, Braconidae. The coding region runs from base 333 to 2783 and encodes 816 amino acids.
UUCCAAUAUUUUACUUUACUUCAUUUUUGCAAAAACACAUUUAUUAACACUAUUGUUUCAUCAUUACUUGUAACUUACCUGGAUGACAAUUCUUUAUUGGCUGUGUUCAGCAGAAAUAAUGUUUUGCAACACUAGUGCAGUAUUUAAAAUCUAGAGAGCUCUAUGGGCAAAAGCUGUAGAUGUCCGGUAAAUAAAUUUAUUCGCCGGUUUUAACCUUUUAAUAUAACGAAUUCAUUGAAUGUGUUUAAUUGUUAACAAAAAUAUAAACAAAUCAAUCGUACAAUUUUAUUCAUUUCAAUUUCAAAGAUAAAAGCCGAUAGUAAGUAAAGGCAAUGGAUAAUCCGAAUAAAAUUAAAGCCGAUAACGCUGCUACAAAGAAAAUUGAAGAUUUGUUAAAUAAUCACAAAUAUGAAGAACUUUUAGAAUAUGUAAAAAAUACUGUUAAUCACGAUAGUCUUGAUUCAGCACUCUGGGAAAUUAUACCAGAACUUAUAGCUCAACUUACUGAAGGAAACUAUCUUGUGAACAAUAAAUUAUUUCAUACUUGUGAAGAAAUACUUGAAAUAAUUGCUGAACGGUAUAAUCCUGCUGAAACAGCCGUAAUAUUUUUGGGACAAGUUGACAAUAUUAAAAAUGUUAAAUUUAAUGCAUUUCUAAGGCCUCUAGCAACAUGUUUACGCAAAUCAAAAUUACCGAAUUUAAUCGAAUGGGUUAUUAGGAUGAUUAAACUUUAUGUUGAAGAAUUACCCCUACCGAAGAAUAUAAAGCCGACUAUUGAAGGAAAAAUACCUACAGAGGAAACAGAUGAUACUGUUCAAAAUUUGAUGGAAAUCUGUGGGGAUAUUCAAUCAUUUUUUAAUGUCUUAUUUACUCAUGAAAGUGCUCAAGUUCCUAAAGUAAAGUAUAUGUUAGUACAAUUAUAUUUAAUCUUGUUUGGAGAUCCUUUUUCUCAUCUACCUGUCAACUCUGAAAUAGAAGAUUUAUAUAAACCAUUAAUUGAGCGAUUGUGUCAACUGAAUGGUAAUGCUUUCGAUUUUCUAUUUAUUAUUGAAGAUCGAAGUCAUAGCCGUACAAUGAAACCAAAAACAGAUAAAGAAGAUUUGCAAACUACCAAAGUUCAAAUAUUAAAUGAAGUUACGGAUUUAGCAUUUGCUAAUUAUUUUUAUAUUCUUAUGACAUCAGAAGCUGUACAAGAUUUUAUUCCACAGGUUUACCAUCCCCAUUAUUUGAUGAAUCCUCUGUUUUACUUAGGAAAUUAUCUUUUAAAACAACAAAAAUAUAUACUGAUUUUUAAAGGCUUAAGUUUAAUUGAUGUUGUUCUAAAGCGAGUAGAAAUUGAAUCAAUUUCAUACGAAGUCUUGCAGUCUAAGGCUUUCACAGAUUUGUUUACCAAUUUGUUCCAAGUAAUGAUUUAUUGUGAUUCAGAGAAUGAAAGAAAACAAGCUUUACAAAUUUUCCGAGAUUAUAUUAAACGCUUUGACAUGAGGGCACGUCACUUAGUAUUUACAUACUUAUACGAGAAAGUGAAUCACUCUGGUUCUCUAGCUUUGGUGACCAGUAUUCUAAAAGAAGCAAUAAUACAAUCAUUAGACCAAGUGCCUCAUUGUGAUUAUUUCAUUGGUAAAAAAUUGAAAGUUCUUAUGGAAAAGAUCUGUCACCUUCCCAGUGGAUCUUCAACUGAUCCUAUAGAAAUAGCUGAUGAAGUCAUGGCUACUUUGAAUCUCAUACGAUAUUUAAUUUUGCGCGAUAAAACUAAUAUAACAGGAAUUUGGACAUGGAUAGAGAUAAUUAAAAAAGAAUACUUAGAACCUUUGAAAGAAGUAGUAGACAUAGCAAGAAAUCACUGGACAGUAAAGAUUAAAUAUUUGGAAACAGAACAAAAAAAUAAACCUCAAGCAUCAAAUACUGAUAUAAACAGCGAUAUCACUUUAACAGUUGGUGGAGUAAAUUUGCCACCGAUGCCAAUUGCAGAAAAAAUUAAAACGGGCAUUAGAAGUUUAUGGACUUCUAGGCUUUUACUUCAAGGCCAAGCACAUCCUAAUGAAAGUGCAACUGCUGAAGAAAAUAAAUACGAGAGCGAAGAGGAUUACGAAAAGAACAUUAAAUCAAAAAUUCUCGCUGCAUCAAUACCAUUUGUACAAGAGUUAGGAUGGAGCCAGCAAGCUAUUAGUGCAGGUGCUGAGUCUAUUGGAUACCCAGGAAUUAUUCAUGGAAUGUUCCCUAAUGGCGGAGCAGAACUAGUUCAACAUUUCUAUGCUAGUUGUAAUGCAGAAUUGACUAAUAUUCUUAAAGCUGAAGCUUUGGCUAUUCAAGCAGAUUCUGCAAAGACCAAAAAACCGCCAGAAGUUCAUGUUAGAGAUGCUUUGGAAACUAGGCUACGGAUGUUGGUGCCAUAUAAAUCUACUUGGCCUCAAGCGAUGGCUCUUAUGACACUACCACCAAAUGUACCUACUGCUUUAGCGAAUUUACUUACUUUAGUUGAUGAUAUUUGUUACUAUGCUGGUGAUAGAUCUGUUGAUCUUAACUGGUAUACAAGGAGGAUAGGUCUUGCUGGAAUAUAUAAAGCUUCAGAACUUUACUUACUGCAGGAUAGUAGCGAGGACCAUAAACAAACAUGGGAAUUUAUGGAACGACGAAUUGAAGAUGCUCUUCAACUUCAGCGAGUUUUAAAUGUCGCUUCUGAGAUUCCUCCACCUGAACAAGCCAUUAAUAGAGCUACUGAAGCAGCAAGUGCAGCAUUCACAACAGCCCGCAAUAUCCUUGGUUUGAAUUGGAAUAAAUGAAGCAAAUAAGUAAAAAGUAUUGCCAAUAGUUGUAGUUAUUUAUAAUGACCUUUAGUUUUUAUAAAAGAAAAAUAUCUAAAAAUGUAAGUCAUGAGGAUUUCUUGCACUAAAUAAAAAUCUUUUGUUUUAUUUUUAAA